Messenger RNA from Solanum pennellii, 1254 nucleotides. Its product is annotated as deSI-like protein At4g17486. Gene Ontology annotation, biological process: protein deubiquitination. Gene Ontology annotation, molecular function: deubiquitinase activity. The transcript is spliced from 3 exons. Bases 359 to 1036 code for a protein of 225 amino acids. The record is from RefSeq and is a predicted model, not a curated record. Lineage: Eukaryota; Viridiplantae; Streptophyta; Magnoliopsida; Solanales; Solanaceae.
AUAAUGAGUGUACGUUACUUUCUCCCAGAAAAAUCGAUCUUUUCAAAUUUUAAAUAACAAACAAAUAAAACUGGAUCACCCUACAGCUCAUAUUCCUAAGUUCCCUACCUUUUGUUCUUAAGCUUUUGCCCCAAAUUCCCUCUGUUUUAUACAUUUUAUGUAGUAUAAAAACAACCCACUCUCCGCCAAAAUUAAACGGCGCUGCACUAAAACGCCGCCGCUAUCAACCCCAAAGGAAAAAAAACACCAUAAUUCAACCUGAAUUUUGUUAUUAAAGAUUCAUUUUUUUUUCAAUGUGGGUGUUUAAUGUUUUUCUUUAACAAAGGGUGUUGCUAGAAGGAGGAGGUUUUGUUCAAAGAUGCUGUGCAGAAAGAAUUCAGUUAGUUGUGGGCGUGGAUCGGUGCCGGUGUAUCUAAACGUGUACGAUCUUACUUCCAUUAAUGGUUAUGCUUAUUGGCUUGGUCUUGGGGUUUACCAUUCUGGUGUUCAAGUUCAUGGAGUAGAGUACGCAUUUGGAGCUCAUGAGUAUUCGACGACGGGGAUUUUCGAAGGGGAACCGAAACAGUGCGAGGGAUUUACGUUUAGGAAGGCGAUUUUGAUUGGAUGGACUGAGAUGAGUCAUGGAGAAGUGAAAAGAGUUAUGGAAGAGUUUGCUGAAAAGUACAGGGGAAAUGCUUAUAAUCUUAUAACUAAGAAUUGUAACCAUUUCUGCAAUGAUGCUUGUGUUAAACUUUCUGGCAAUCCUAUCCCUAGUUGGGUCAAUCGACUUGCACGAAUCGGUUUGUUUUGCAAUUGCAUAAUUCCAGUGAGCUUGAACUCGACCAAAAUUGGGCACCAUCGUAUCGAAGACAAGGCAGGUGAAGGGGAGAAGAAGAAACUAAGAAGCCGCUCUAGUAGGCUGACUCCAUCCUCGGAUUCAUCAUCUCCAUCUUCGUCCUCGUCGUGUUCUCCUCCCCUUGUCACAACCUCAAGCAACAGAAGCAGAGGCAAAAGCCCAGUGCCUUCAUCUUCACCAUUGAUAGCCAAUUCAAUAUAGAUUUCUUCAUGAAGAAGAAGAAAGCCGCGCUCUACAUGCUUUGUUCUGUUUUACAAUUGAUUCUUUUGCACCUUACUUCAUAAACACUAAAGCUGUUCAGGAAGCUCUGAAAAGAUUGUGCGCAUGAAUGAUUUCAAUGAAUUGGGUAUAAACUUCUUUGGGUAUUGCGUGUCAUGAUAGCUGCCAAUUACAAAACCUAAUGAAUUUGUUUUCGCUUA